Messenger RNA from Ambispora leptoticha, 2937 nucleotides. The record is from the annotation of a GenBank genome assembly. Lineage: Eukaryota; Fungi; Glomeromycota; Glomeromycetes; Archaeosporales; Ambisporaceae.
AUGAGUUCGACUAAAACACUGACUAGCAUCUCUGCUACAUCCUCCAACUCUUCUCGUACUAUGUUGGGUUCGGCUGGGAUAACUAAAUCUUCAGGAUCAGAGAAUGAAGACACUUGCCCAGUUUGUAAAAAUUCUCGAUAUCUAUCGCCAAACAUGGUUUUAUAUGUGAGCGAAUGUUACCAUAAAAUGUGUGAGGGGUGUGUAAAUCGAACAUUUGCUAAUGGGGCACCAGUUUGUCUUGAAUGUGGUAAAGCAGUAAAACGGAUAAAUUUCAAAUUACCUACAUUCGGAGAUUUACUGGUUGAAAAAGAAGUAACUCAGAGAAAAUGGGUUGCUUCACAAAUUUUAAAAAGAAGAGAAGAUUUUGAUACCUUACGAGAAUUUAAUGAUUAUGAAGAAAUUAUCGAAGAUUUUGAAGAGCAACAACUUAAAUUAGCCCAAAAGAAUGAUGCAAUUGAUAUACUGGCUACACUUAAAGGAGAUGCCAAAGCAUUGUUGGCGGAGCAGAAAGCUGCCAAUGAUCGACGGAAAAAUAACUCAUCAUCAUUACAAAUACCGAUCCUUCCAUCGUUGGACAGUGGUGUUGGGGUUUAUAGCAAUGAGCAAGAAGUCUCGGAUGAUUUUCCAAUGGAACUCGACCCUACAAGUUCACCUUAUGAAGAUGUUCGCUUAUAUACACAUAAAGAGAAAUACAAUGACAUUUAUACGGAGAUCAAUGAUAAACUUAAAGCUGGUGGUUUUUCAAUAAAAUUUGUACACGAGCGUGCACUUCAAGAAGCUUUUUCUGGCUUAUUUUUGCCUCCUUUAAUAGCGAAAGAUGAGGAUGCAAAAACAGGAAGAGAAUCCAAAGAUUCGCAGAUGAAUUUUUUUCAUACUAUUCAAGCCGCGGAAUCUCUAGAGUCCGCUCAUCCUAAAGUUUCAUCAACCCUUGAUUUAUUACGAAAAACGCCAACUAAAGAAGAGGUGCUCGAACAACAAAAGCGUGUUUUUGAAAAAUUUGCCUCGAUUGAUAAAGAUGGUCAAAAAUAUAUGACGCAAGAUGAUUUCAUUGCGGCUAUUGCACCCGAUGAGGAUUACAAAAAGAUACAGAAAGAACAAUUCGCGAUCCUAUUUCGGGUUGCUGACUCUGAUCGGAAAGGUCUGGUAUCAUUCCAAGACUUUGUCGUUUUUGAAAAUUUAUUAUCGAAACCAGACGCGGAUUACGAGAUUGCGUUUCGGCUUUUUGACAUUAAUGGUACUGGGAAGAUUAGUUUUGAUCAUUUCAAAGAGGUCUUAAGUGCGAAUCUGGGACCAGAUAGCGUCCCGUUCGAUUAUAAUUGUGACUGGUUGAACUUGUAUGUGGGUGUGGAUGGGAAAAAGCACGAUCUCACAUAUAAUGAGUUUUCCCAAUUGUUAAAAGGGAUUCAGGGGGAGCGUCUUCGGCAAGAAUUCAAGUAUUAUGACAAAGAUCGAAUCGGAUUUAUAAGCCCGGAUGCCUUUAAGAAGAUUAUUUUAUCGAUUGCGAGGCAUAAGCUUUCCGAUUUUUUACUAGAACAGCUACCCACCUUGUGUAACGUAUCAGCGGGUAAUAAAAUAAGUUAUGCUAACGUAGUUGCCUUUUAUAAUGUGGUCAAACAAAUGGAUAUGGUGGAACGUAUUGCGCUUAAAGCUAUUUCCCAAAGUAGCGAUGGUCGAAUCACAAAGAAUGAUUUCUUAAAUACUGCGGCGAAGUCGACGCGUUUCUCGUUAUUUACUCCAUUAGAGGUUGAUAUAAUCUUUCAUUUUGCCGGUCUCGGCAAUCCAUCCGGCAGACUAGGUUUAAGGGAUUUCGCACAAUUACUGGAUGCGAAAUGGCAACGACCAGCUCAAGUUAAAAAAAUCGUUGCAGUACCAACAAAAGAACACGAGGGAAUAUGGUGGGGAAUCUUGCAUCAAAUUUAUUCUUUUACAUUAGGUGCAAUCGCUGGUUCUUUUGGUGCUACCGCUGUUUAUCCCAUUGAUCUUGUAAAGACACGAAUGCAAAAUCAACGAUCAAAGGUGGUCGGAGAAUUACUCUAUCGAAAUAGUAUUGAUUGCUUUAAGAAAGUCGUAAAAAAUGAAGGUGUAUUGGGUCUUUAUAGUGGAUUAGGACCGCAGCUAGUCGGUGUGGCACCGGAAAAAGCUAUUAAGUUGACGGUAAAUGAUUUUGUUCGAGGUUUGAGAAAAGAUCCUAAAACAGGUGAGAUUACAUUGGCAAGUGAAAUCUUUGCUGGGGCUGCUGCUGGAGGUUGUCAAGUGAUUUUUACAAAUCCAUUAGAAAUUGUGAAAAUUCGAUUGCAAGUUCAAGGAGAAUAUUUGAAAAUGAACGUAGAUGCACCGCGAAGAUCAGCCAUCUGGAUAGUAAAGCAUCUUGGUAUCGUCGGAUUAUAUAAAGGCGCGUCCGCCUGUCUUCUUCGUGAUAUUCCAUUCUCUGGCAUUUAUUUUCCAGCAUACGCUCAUUUGAAGAAAGAUGUUUUCAAAGAAAGACCAGACAAAAAACUUAGCAUCACCGAGCUUUUAUUGGCAGGCGCAAUCGCUGGCAUGCCAGCUGCUUAUUUCACAACGCCGGCCGAUGUAAUAAAAACACGUCUUCAAGUUGAAGCGCGUACAGGAGAAACUGUAUAUAAUGGUAUCCUAGAUGCGGCGCGAAAAAUUUAUCAUGAAGAAGGUCUAAAAGCCUUUUUCAAAGGUGGACCAGCACGUGUUCUUCGAUCCUCCCCACAAUUUGGUGCUACUCUAAUGGCUUACGAGGUAUUGCAACGAUGGCUGCCUUGGGGCUCUACAGAAGAACAAGUUGGUAAAGCGGUUGGAAGUGUUGUAGAAACUGGUGAUUUGGGAUAUCUGAGAAGUCGGAAUGCACUAAAGAUUCUUUUGGAUCUUGAUUACAAAUUCGGUGUAUCUCCAAAGUCACUACCCACGCCCGCGCAACAACCAGCAUAA